AAUUUCAGUUUUUUUCACACUUUACUUUUUCCUUCCGAAUACCAUAUCUUGUUCGGGAAAUUAACCCGCUAUUGUCCGUUUUUGUACAAUAAUUCUGUGCUCUCUGUUUUUUCUUACAUCCAUUUACGUUGGAAAAAAGACAAUCUGUCAAUCGAAUGUUUCUACCGCUAUCUCAUGUCGGACAACAAUGCCUGUGUAUUCCUUGAUCGACUGGACGUGUAUCAGGAAAUGGAUCAACCCCUUAGUCAUUAUUACAUCAAUUCCUCGCACAAUACCUAUCUUAUCGGGAGACAAUUUGGUGGCAAAUCUUCCGUGGAAAUCUAUCGACAGGUGUUAUUAGCUGGUUGCAGAUGUAUCGAACUAGAUUGCUGGGAUGGACGUGGGGAAGAUCAGGAGCCGAUUAUCACACAUGGAAAAGCGAUGUGUACCGACAUACUGUUUAAAGUGAGUAGUGUUACUCCUUUAUCACCAUCCAUUUAA
Echinostoma caproni is the source of this 480-nucleotide messenger RNA. The record is from the annotation of a GenBank genome assembly. NCBI's taxonomy places the organism in Eukaryota, Metazoa, Platyhelminthes, Trematoda, Plagiorchiida, Echinostomatidae.